AUGAUUGUUAUUUUAGAGGCGAAUGAAAGUUUUGGUGCUCAAUGGAAGGCUUAUGCAGCAAUCGCUUGUCUAGUAUUGACUAUGAUCUUGUGUGCAUUGCUAUUCUUCAAAUUCACAAAUAAUGUAAAAAUUGCGUUAAUCCUGAUAGGAUUCAUAAUUGUCUUAUGGUCUGCAGCUAUCUGUUUUAUGUGUUGCCGAGAGCCUAAUUUUAAAUUCAAACCAGUGUUGAUGAUAGUUCUGAUAUCUUUAUCGACGACUUUUCUGAUAACUGGAUCAGUUUUGUUUUAUGUAUACUUUAGUGACAUGAGAUAUUCUGAAUUGGCUGGUGGCUUAUGGAACACUUACGUAGUUAUAAUGGCUCUAGUUUUUGCCAGCUCAUUGAAAUAA
This is a messenger RNA of Trichobilharzia szidati, 387 nucleotides long. NCBI's taxonomy places the organism in Eukaryota, Metazoa, Platyhelminthes, Trematoda, Strigeidida, Schistosomatidae. The record is from the annotation of a GenBank genome assembly.